AUGUACCAGCUCAGUGGUAUUCCCAUAUCAGAGAGGGGCGUAGGCGCGAAUCAGGAUAUCAAGAAGCAGACAAAAGGGAAUACCACAGCGCCGCCCAUGCUCCAGGAGCGGGCCCCGUCUGAAAUCAACUUCAUCAGAAAUCGCAUGCUCUACGCUCGAGCUGCUCUUACCGCCAAGGGCACGGUUCAGUAUGGACUGCGGCACAUACAACGGGAAAUUGAAGGAGAGAGAUCAAGAACGAUACAGGCGAACGAGCGCAACACGCUGAAAGUCAUGAUGUACAUCUUCCCUCGACAAUUCGGCUUACACAAUGCCUUCACCUCCAAAGUUGACCACUCCAAGACAUCGCAAAAGUUUGCAGACUACUCUGUCCGCGAAGAUGAGAUCUCGACAACGUUCAAGGGGCGCGAUAUCAAGCUUCCAAAGAGACUGCGCGGAGACGCAAAACGACUGGUGCAGAGGCUACAACUUCUCCACGGUCGUUGUGCUUACGCUGAGAUACUGCGACAUUACUGCCCUUCUGCCGUUGAUUUCAAAGCCCAGAAAUCCGUCUCAAAGAAGCCGGUAAAGCAGUCCAAGGGACUUAAUCCUGCACCGGUGGCGGGAAGAGAAAACCAAACAGUCGUUACAUCUAGACCCCCCAGAAAUAGCACACAGAACCGCUACAAGCUUCACCAACCCACGGUGCUUCCGCAGUUGCCCAAGUUUGAUGCGAUCACUGACUUGGCAACUCCCGCAGCUCAUGUUUCCGCAUUCUGUCAGGCUGUAUUAGCCAAGAUUAUACCAGAUGAGAUGUGGGGCAAUGGUGAGGACGGAACUCACAACAAGAGUCAAAUUCUGAGGAAGGUCGAUCACUUUGUCAAAUUGCGGAGAUUCGAGGCUAUGUCCCUUUGCGAGCUCGCAGACGGCAUUAAGAUUACCAGUAUGGAGUGGUUGGCGCCUCCAGGUCUCAAAGGCCAGAAGACCAGCUUGACUGACAUGAAGAAACGACGAGAGAUUAUGAACGAGUUUUUGUAUUACAUUUUCGAUUCGCUGUUGAUACCCCUUUUGCGCAGCAACUUCUACAUUACGGAGUCGAGCUCCCACCGUUAUCGUCUCUUUUUCUUUCGGCAUGACGUUUGGCGAUACGUCGCAGAACCAGCAAUGGCGACACUCCGAACAAACAUAUUUGAGGAGAUCAAGCUUGACCGGGCUACCGCAGUGCUUGACUCCAGACGACUGGGCUUCAGUCGUAUCAGGCUUCUGCCCAAAGGAAAGGGUAUGCGGCCGAUCACGAACCUGCGGAGGCGAACAGAGAUCAGGGGCAGGAGCUCCAUUCUCGGUCCAAGCAUAAACACCGUACUAGGCCCGGUACAUUCCAUGUUCAAGCUCGAAACGCAAAUUAACCCCUCCAGGCUUGGGUCAUCCAUGUUUUCGGUGGGUGAUCUCUACCAUCGCCUAAACGCCUUCAAUGCCAGAUUUGGCAACCAUCGGCCAGUAUUCUACUUCGCCAAGGUAGAUGUACAGUCUGCCUUCGAUACCAUCCCUCAGGAGGCUGUGAUGAAGCUGAUGGACGGCAUUCCGAGUCAAGAACAAUACAUCAUCAAGAAGCACGUCGAAGUCAAAGCCGGAUUACUGGAUUCUCAACAUCAGAAGAAUGCGGUAUCAACAGUAACGCGACGGUGGCAUUCCAUCGCCGUCACCUGCAACGAUACCACUGAUUUUUCGCAGUUGGUGGAGAAGCGCCUCGGCAUAAACCGCAAGAAUACCGUUUUCGUGGGCAACACCAUGAGGAAGGAGCUAGAGACGGAGGCACUGAUGGCGCUGAUGGCAUCGCAUAUCAAGCAGAACCUCGUCAAGGUGGGCAAGAAAUUUUACAGGCAAAAGAAGGGCAUCCCACAGGGCUCUGUAUUGUCUUCAGCUCUGUGCAACUAUUUCUACGCCGACCUCGAGGCGCAACAUCUGUCGUUCCUGUCAGAAGGGGAGGGGCAGGAGGUUGAGGGAGGAGAUUGUCUGCUCCUGAGGCUGAUUGACGACUUCCUCCUCAUCACGACGAACCAGGCGAAGGCGCGCAGGUUUGUGGGGGUCAUGCACGGCGGUCUGCCCGAGUACGGCGUCGCCGUCAGCCCCAACAAGACUUUGGUCAACUUUGACAUGGACUUUGAUGGUACGAGAGUAGCCAGGCUUCCGGAUGGGGCUCGAUUCCCUUAUUGUGGACUGGGCAUCGACUGUGACACCCUCGACAUUGUCAAAGACCGAGGUUAUGUCAAAGAUACAGACGCCUUCAAAAUCCAGUCCCACCUCAUGUUCUACGAUACCAAGCACAACACCAUCAAAACCGUCAUGUCCAACCUCCACAAGGCCUUUGCCGAGACGGCCGAGAAAAUGUGGGCGUACUGGCGCUGUCUGCCCACCAGCAAACGACCCGGUGACGGGCUCGUCAUGCAGACCCUGGCCAAAGUAAUCGACGUGGCUUUCGGGUUGCUCACGAGUAAGUCUCGGAGGGAAAAGUACCCAGAGUACGAUUGUGCCCUGGAGAAGACGCACGUUGCGUGGCUCGCUCUCGAUGCAGUGAAGAUGAUUCUCGCGAAGAAGCAGGCAAACUUUACGACCGUCUUGUCGUGGAUUGAUAAGGAGCUCGGAUGUCUCGACUCCCGGAAGACAGCCCGGGCGAGGAAGUACAUACGAGGGUGA
Messenger RNA from Colletotrichum fioriniae, 2673 nucleotides. The record is from RefSeq and is a predicted model, not a curated record. Lineage: Eukaryota; Fungi; Ascomycota; Sordariomycetes; Glomerellales; Glomerellaceae.